AUGCUCAUGGAUUACACUGAGAGGGUACCUCUUCCUUUUCAAGGAAGUAACAUGCAGAUAUUGGCGGAACAGUAGGCUAACCUAUAUGAUGCGGUCGGGCGCAGGGUUCCGCAAUAGUGUGGGCGGGCGCUUCAUGCAGCAAGGAUAAAAGCGCUUCAGUUAGCUACGCAGCAAGGGUUAGGCCUACAAUCCUAGGAACAGUGUUGACUAUGUUAUGUCUGACUGGAUGCUUACCUUCACCGCGGUUGACUAUCGCAUUUUUGUCUGUUUUCCCAUACUUUGUGGAUGAGGACUUAGGAUAUGCGCAAGCGGGAUGAAGAAACAAAACCUUUUUUCAACCCGAAGUAAAAUAAAAUAGGGAUUUUCAAAUACUGGAAUUACUUCUCCCAUUCCCUAUGAAGAAGUCAAAACUACCAACCUCCAUUCCCAACAACAAGAGCCAUUGACAACCACUACCUGUUGCCGAGUCAGACCGUGACAGAUUUGGAUGCACACCUGUUUCCAUUUAUUGUUAUUCAUUGCUGUUGUUGCCCAUUCAAGUGAAAUUGGAAACCCUAUAACUGAUGAUAUUAAAAAAAUAUCUAUAUUGAAGCAAAACAUACCAAAAGAUUACAAGAUCACUGUAAAAUAUAUUCCAAUGGAAGAGAGUGGUUUGUGCUGGGUGAGACUAAAUGUAUUUCACUUGGAAGAAAGUUUAAAAGUCUUGGCCCGCAAAUUUGGAAAUAUUUCUUCAAACAGAGACCAUAUAAACACAUUUAUACAGAUCCUACGAGAGAUGCGGUAUCACAUUGGCAAUGUCUUGGAUGAUACAAUGCUGGAAUUUCAGUGCCACUACAGGGAAGAAAAGUGGCCGACAGGGGAUUAUUUUGAUUUUGUUGAAUAUUUCUUUAAAAUGGCAAAUUCUUCCAGAGAAGAUGAAGAUUGUGAAUCCCCACCCUGCCCAACAUUAGAAGGUACCACAACAACUUCAUAUACCACAAAAGCAGGAUCUGUUAGUCCACCUUCUGCAGGAACAGGUCAACUAAAAGAUAAAGAAAAGAUUCCAUGGGUCCUUCCAGAAAACAUAGAAAAAAGCCUUCUGUCACUUCUACUCAUUCCAGUCAUUGCCAUUUUGCUUCUAUUUGCAUGGAAGAUCAAAUCUAGAAGACAUGUUGCACUGACAGACAAAAAAGCAUCAUCACAUGAUGUCACCAAAGGAGUGGAUGGCAGCUCACCCCAAUUAGAAACUGAAGCCCUUGAGGAAAAAAAAUGUUUGAACGUCAUUGAAAUUACUGAGGAGGUAUAAUUCAGUCACAGAAUCUUGGUAUAUAUGAUCAUUGUCCAAAGGCAGAUUGGGAGAGCAGUUGAUGGUUACAUUUUUAAGAAUGUCAUUCUGGACUCAUUUCUGAUCCUAUAAAUACUGCUGCUACAACACUGCAGGAGCAUGUGUGUGCACUGCAAGCUGACAUGACACAAUUAUCUACAGAUUUGAUCUUGACAUAUUCACUAAGCAGCCAAGUUUUUUCCCCUGACUGGAUGAUGUCAUUUUUUUCUCUUGGAGGAAUCUAUGUAGUCACCUGAAAGAUACUGAGAGAGUUAUGGUUAAAAGCAAAGAUGCUCAUUAUGUAAGCAUUCAUUUGGAAGACCUCAGAAGAAAAUACUCUGGAAGGGCUACAAUCAUUUUUUUCUUUAAGGAGUAAGUAUAAAUGACUACCUCCACAUGCACUGGUCUUAAUCGCCAUCUUUAAUGUAAUACCUUAUUUUAAACUGGGUUAUGCAUGGAUAACAAUGGAAUAUUGCUAUGAAAUAUUGAAAUAUUUCAUCUGUUCUGUGUAUCAUGUUGAAUCACUAAGCAAGCAAUGUGGAUUUUAUUUAUUUGUUUGUCUAGACAAUUUGCUGGUUAUAUGUGCAUUUUUAAUGGCAGUAUGUGGUAUUUGUAGUAGUAAAACUGCAAACUUGUGCCAUGAACUUUUGAUAUAUUUAAUCAAAAUCUACAUCCAUGUUCUCCUUGUGUUUCUCUAAAUUACAUGUACAUUCUUCACUAUGGUCCACGGUGGUGAUUUUAUGAAAGAAAAAAAAUACACAAAAGGACUUUCUUGAUUGAAAAAUAGAUGUGAGUGAAAUCACUGUGUGCAGUGUGUGCACUGUGUGCAGUAUAGUGUGAUGAAAUAAAGAUGCAUUCCUAUUUACUAUGUAAAAUUAACUGAUAUAAAUGAACAAUGUGGAUGUGGGAAUAUCAAGCAAGAAUGAUUAAAGUCAUUACAAUGCUAUGACACUUUA
This is a messenger RNA of Alosa sapidissima (American shad), 2259 nucleotides long. RefSeq names its product kit ligand a (gene kitlga). NCBI's taxonomy places the organism in Eukaryota, Metazoa, Chordata, Actinopteri, Clupeiformes, Clupeidae. Gene Ontology annotation, molecular function: cytokine activity; stem cell factor receptor binding. The transcript is spliced from 11 exons. Gene Ontology annotation, cellular component: plasma membrane. The coding region runs from base 488 to 1285 and encodes 265 amino acids. The record is from RefSeq and is a predicted model, not a curated record. Gene Ontology annotation, biological process: positive regulation of cell population proliferation; cell adhesion.